CGACAUCGUUGAGAUGCCUAGAAUCUUAUCUCUAAGACCAUGUUUAUCGGGGUUAACUAAACCCAUAUCUUGGUUAAUUGAUGAUUAAAAAUAAAUAAAAAAUAAGAAGAAAGAGCAAGAGACGUGGGUUUUGUUGUCUGGUGAAGGCACGCCUCUUGGUGGACGCGUGUCAACAUUUGAGAAGGUGACGGUUUGGUUACGCGUAAACCGCGUCUCAAACUUGUGUUUCUCUCUCUCUCUCUCUCGAAAGCUCUCUACUCGGCGAUAUGGAAGGCGAUUUGAUCGAUUAUGCAUGUGAUUGAGCCUCGACGGCGCCGUAGCUCUUCCAUGUUGAUUCUCGUCAUCUGUCUCUCGGUGGUUCUCUUCGACGGCGCCGGAACUCUUCCGCGGUGCCUCGGCUCAAAUCGAAAGGUAAUCUGGUUCUUAUUGUUUGAUGCAUGUGAUUGAUUGUUCAACUGGUUCGGUUCUUAUUGUUCUGAUCGAAAUUUGGUUCUUAUUGUUCUGAUCGAAAUUUCAUGUUUUUAUUUUUGUUUGUUCGGUUCGAUUUGGCGAGGGAGCUCUCCUCCAUAGCGAUGAAGCUGUCUCUCGGUGGCGACAGAGCUCUUUCACGGUGGCUCUCCUCGAUCAAAGGCUGCGUGGAUCCAAUGUAGAAGAGGAAGGAACCUCAAAGCAAAAGAGUGCAAAGCAGAGAAUACAGACAGAAGAGAGGACAGUAGAGUCACGGACAGCAGAGUAGAGUCACGGACAGUAGAGUCACGGACAGCAGAGUAGGGAAAAAGACAAGAGGGAAAAAGACAAGUGAGAGUAGAGACAGUAGAGUAGAGAGUUCACGAGACAUGUAUUAUUACACAUAUUGCUUCACUCAAAGUCUAUAAAUGAAUGUAUCAAGAUCAAACUUCUAUAUCUCUCAAGUGUACUAAUUUUCUCUAAUAACAAGUUUAUAAAUUCUCUUUAAUAACAAGUUUAUAAAUUCUCUUUAAUCACUUUUAUAUCAUCACUUUCAUAUUCUCACUUUCUCUCACUUUCAUAUCAUCACUUUCAAAUUCUCUUUAAAUUUUCUAUUAUCUCUUUUUAAUAAGAAUCAUCAUCUUUUUUAAUGGCUUCUUCUUCUCAAAAUAAUUUUGAUGAAGCUUUUGAUGAUGCUUUUGAAGAUACUUUUGAUGAAGCUUUUGAUGAUGGUUUUGAUCAAGCCUUUGAGCAUUUAACCAUUCAUCUUGAUCAAGAAGAACGAAGACAAAAAAGAAAAAAACGAGCUUAUAUUGAAAGACAUCGUGAAGAAGGACAUAUUCGUUUAUGGAACGAUUAUUUCAGUGAAACUCCAACAUAUCUUCCUAAUUUAUUCCGACGACGUUUUAGAAUGAACAAGUCAUUGUUCAUGCACAUUGUUGAUCGACUCUCCAAUGAAGUUCAAUAUUUUCGGGAAACACAUGAUGCUCUCGGAAGGAAAAGUCUCUCUCCACUACAAAAGUGUACCGCCGCCAUUCGUGUCUUGGCGUAUGGUUCUGCAGCUGAUACCGUCGACGAAUACCUCCGGCUCGGUUCGUCAACAACUCGGUUAUGUGUUGAAAACUUUGUGGAUGGAAUAAUAAAUUUGUUCGGCGAAGAGUACUUAAGAAGACCAACAGAGGCUGAUCUUCAACGUCUACUUUAUGUUGCAGAGUGUCGUGGGUUUCCGGGGAUGAUAGGAAGCAUCGAUUGUAUACAUUGGGAGUGGAAGAAUUGUCCCAGUGCUUGGAAAGGGCAAUAUGCUCGUGGUUCGGGUAAACCAACAAUUGUUUUAGAGGCAGUUGCUUCAUUCGAUCUCUGGAUAUGGCAUGCGUUUUUUGGACUUCCAGGUACAUUAAAUGAUAUCAAUGUUCUUGAUCGUUCACCGGUUUUUGAUGACAUAAUAAACGGGCAAGCUCCGAAUGUUACUUUCUAUGUCAAUGGAAGGCAAUAUGAUAUGGCUUACUAUCUUACCGAUGGUAUAUAUCCGAAAUGGGCAACUUUUAUCCAAUCUAUUCCUCUACCACAAGGACCCAAAGCAGUUCUAUUUGCUCAAUGGCAAGAAGCUUACCGAAAAGAUGUCGAGCGUGCUUUUGGAGUCUUGCAAGCUCGUUUUGCCAUUGUUAAAAAUCCAGUCUUGUUUUGGGAUAGAGUCAAAAUUGGAAAGAUAAUGCGAGCAUGUAUCAUACUCCACAAUAUGAUAGUACAAGACGAACGAGAUGGAUACACUCCACAAGAUGAUUCAGAGUGGAGAGAAAGAGAAGACCCCGAUGACACGUUUUCUACAGCCCCUUCAACUGUCGGAACAAUGAUUAAUGUUGAAAUAACAAUUCGUGAUAGACAGUUGCAUCAACGACUCAAAGAUGAUUUGGUUCAACAUAUAUGGCGUAGAUGUGGACGUGAUGAAGGCAACAACUGAUCUCCGAAGUUUCUUUCAAAUAAAUCUCGUUGAAUUUUAUUAAUCUUUGUUUUAUGUUUUUUUUUAAAUUAUGUUUUAAAUGUUAUCUUUUAUUAUGUUUAAUAUUUAAUAAAAAAAAUAUUAAUAAAAAAGUUUAAUAUUAUUUUAUUUUUAAAGAAACUCAAAUCAAGAAACUAGCAAUGGAGACAUCAAAAUAUCAAGUUUCUUUGUUCAAUCUCUUCAACACAUUUAU
Raphanus sativus (radish) is the source of this 2636-nucleotide messenger RNA. RefSeq names its product glutathione S-transferase T3-like. NCBI's taxonomy places the organism in Eukaryota, Viridiplantae, Streptophyta, Magnoliopsida, Brassicales, Brassicaceae. The transcript has 3 exons. The record is from RefSeq and is a predicted model, not a curated record. The coding region runs from base 1097 to 2404 and encodes 435 amino acids.